Molecule: messenger RNA, 3685 nt
Organism: Spodoptera exigua (beet armyworm)
Lineage: Eukaryota; Metazoa; Arthropoda; Insecta; Lepidoptera; Noctuidae
Source: the annotation of a GenBank genome assembly
GUCGUGAGUGAUAACCGCGCAGGGGCGGACGUGCGUGCCGCGCUUAUCACGAUUCCCGCGAAAUAUCGAACGAAAAAUAAUUUUAAGUGAUUAAAAACAAGUUACGAAUUGUGCAUGUGUUUUAUGAAUAUUGUGGAUUUAUUGUAGUGUUUAUCAAUAUUAUUCAUAUGUGUGUGUAAAACGAGUUUUUAUUUUUUUCUGUGCACCUGAUUACUUGGAUUUUUUUAUUGGAGUUUUUGUGAUGGCGUAGCGUAAUGGAGGGCGAGUGCUCUGAGGGCGCGAAGGGCUGGCUCCUAGUGAGGGUGCACGUCCCUGAGCUGAACGUGCAGAAGAGCCUUCAGUUCCCCAGGGACCAGCUCAUUUGGGACGUCAAGCAGCAGUGUCUCGCCGCCUUGCCUAAGGAGCUGAAAGAAAGCUUCAACUAUGGUCUGUUCUGCCCACCAGUCAACGGUAAAGCCGGCAAGUUUCUCGACGAGGAACGACGCCUCGGUGAUUACCCCUUCAACGGACCUGUUGGAUAUCUUGAGUUAAAAUACAAACGGCGAGUAUACAAAAUGCUGAAACUUGACGAGAAGACGUUAAAGGCCCUGCACUCGCGCGCAAACCUUCGGCGGUUCCUCGAACAUGUGACGCACGCGCAGAUUGACAAAAUCACCAAGGCAUGUGCUAAAGGACUGGACCCAAACUUCCAUUGUCAAGAGACUGGUGAAACACCUCUAACAAUUGCAGCCGGCCUAAAGACACCAGGAAAAGUACUGAUAGCCCUUGUAAACGGCGGAGCCUUACUAGACUACAGAACCAAAGAUGGCAGCACAGCCAUGCAUAGGGCUAUUGAAAAGAACUCUCUUGAAGCUGUGAAAACUUUGCUGGAACUCGGAGCAUCACCUAAUUAUAAAGAUGGGAAGGGAUUGACGCCACUGUACCUUUCCGUGACGAAUAAAACUGAUCCAUUAUUGUGUGAGACCUUGUUGCAUGAUCAUGCCACGAUUGGGGCUACUGAUCUGCAGGGAUGGCAGGAGGUGCACCAGGCUUGUCGCAACGGUCUCGUCCAGCACCUGGACCACCUGUUGUUCUAUGGCGCGGAUAUGAACAGCCGCAAUGCGUCUGGCAACACUCCACUUCACGUGUGUGCAGUUAACGCCCAAGACUCCUGCGCACGUCAAUUGUUAUUCCGGGGCUGUGAUAAAGAAGCGCUUAACUUCGCUAACCAAACCCCUUACCAGGUGGCUGUAAUAGCAGGCAACUUGGAUUUGGCUGAAGUUAUAAAGAACUACAAAGCUGAGGAAGUCGUGCCGUUCCGUGGACCUCCUCGGUACAAUCCGAAGAGACGAUCUGCGGCUUGGGGGGGUUGGUGGACGGCAGGGGACAGAUCGUCCCUAGCGUCCUCGACACGGAUACCAGCGGAACUAGACACCCUGCUCCGCCGGCAGCCCGGCCCCACAGCGUCUCCCUGCAGUCUUGAGAGACCGUUCUCGUCGGCCUCGUCCAGCAUUAGUGAUGCCAGUCACCCCAGCCACGAGGACGAUGCCAGUAUACUCACAGAUAAAAGUGCGGGCGACACGAGUGACAUCAUAUCGGACUCUAGCGGCGUCGGGACCAGCAACUCUGACACUACGUGCUCCCUCCACGGGGGCGCCACCGUCGUGUGUCUGCAACCUUACGACGCAGGCACGCCCGGUCACGUGCGCCUCAACCAGGGCGACAUUGUUGAAGUGACGGGAGCAACAGAUGACGGUCUACUGGAAGGUACGGUGCGCGGCUCCGGGGCAAGUGGAUUGUUCCCCAUGCAAUGCGUACAAGAAGUACGUUUGCGACAAAACACACAUAAUCUACAUCAGGUGCUAGCGUCAGGACCAAUCCACCAUUCCCGAGUGACUGGCAGACGGGAAAUGGCGCUCAGCAAGACUUACAGUGCUACUGCGCCUAGGAUUAAAAAGUCAUAUGGCAAUAUGGAGACUCGCACUGUAGUCCUUCAUCGAGCUCGACGUGGAUUUGGGUUCGUGCUGCGCGGUGCCAAGGCAUCCUCCCCUCUCAUGGAGCUACGGCCUUCAGAGCGCUGCCCUGCGCUGCAGUACCUUGAUGAUGUCGACGCAGGAGGUGUGGCGGACCGCGCUGGUCUUAAGAAGGGAGACUUUCUUGUGGCGAUAAACGGCGAGGACGUGUCGUGUGCGUCGCAUGAACACGUGGUGGAGCUGAUCCGCAGCUCCGGUGCACUCGUCUCCAUGACUGUUGUCUCGUUGAACAAUCACAAUGGUCGAGCACCUGCGCCCGCGCCGCCGCGACGCGACCCGCGCACUACCUUGAGCGUGGGACGCGCUAGAGCCAAGUCUAUGGUUGCUGGACUCGAGAAUGGUGGUGAAAAAGAAGAGAGCUGUGAGCCUCUGAGUGUAGCUGGCAAGUCGUCGUCCGCGGAAUCAGUGCAGCUUCCGGGUGGAAGUAACAGUGGUACACCAGUAUCUGGCACUCCGGUGGCUCCCCGCACGGCGUCCAUCCGCGCCAGGCCUGCUUCAUCACGCAUCACCGCUGCUGAGCUCGAGGAGCUGUUCCAAAGACAGGCUGACGCAGAUACCAUCCUUGGCAACAAUGCAAUGAUGACUCGGUCAGCAUUCCAAGGGGGAUCGAACUCUCCUCCCUACUCACCUGCGCGGGCGCCGACCAGAGUUUACGCAUCUGUCGCCGAAAUGAAGAGGUCACGUGGAAAGCUGUGGAGCAAGUCAGGCAGUAGUACAUUACGGCGCGACUUCCAUUCCACGCCGGACCUGGCCGCCGAGCAUACUGCACACCCACCAAGGACCCGGUCCAGCGAAGAUGUUCAUGCUCCAGGACGAGUGCCUCCUCCAGCGUGUCCUCCUCCUCCUCCGCCAAUAACCGGCGCAGUGCCUGCGUCUACGUUCAGGCCGGCGGACCAGGCCAAGCUAUACGCCUCGCCACGAGACCUGGAGACCGUCGCAUACCGACCAACAACCACCGAUAACACGCACAAUGGUCGUAAAGCGACAUCGUUACGGUCUUGGGCGGGUCCUAACCGGCCCCAAUCGGCUGACGAAACCGGCAACCAGUACGCACAGCCCUUCAACACGCAUAAGGGCUUUGUUAGACAGAAUUCUACACCAGCGCCACCAAUUCCCGAGCCGGACUAUAGCAUGUCAGAAUCUGAUGAUGAAGUAGAUUCCAAACCCAAAGGUGAACCCGCCGCAGUCGCUGAGACCAGCGCCAACAGCAACGCUAGGAUGCCAAUAUACGCAACGAUAUAUGAGCAUGAUGCCGAAUAAAUAGUUAAUUUUGAACUUUGAUUGUUAUCGCAUAAGUGGCAGUAGCUCGGGUUCCAGUUCGAUGCAGCAUUCGUUCUCCGUGGACGAGAUCCAGAAGAUCCGCACUCGGCUGAAGUCGUCAAAGUCGUGCGGCGACGAGCUGGGCGCGGAGCGCGACGACGGCGACAACUCGUCGUCGGGCGUGUCGUCGGACCAGGAGGCGCAGGCCCGGCCGCCGCCGCGGCGCGACAAGGUGUCGUUCUGCGCGUCCGUCACCGUGAAGUCGUCCAACGACGUCAUCAGCACGGAGCCCGUGCACUCGUCCAGCGAGAGCCUGGCGCCGCCGCCGCCGCCCAUGGCGCGCCACAACUCGCUGACGCGCAAGCGGGCGGCCGCCGCCGGCGCCGGACGCGGCCGGUCGGCCGCCGAGCGCC